Messenger RNA from Sugiyamaella lignohabitans, 1239 nucleotides. RefSeq lists its product as uncharacterized. The transcript has a single exon. The coding region runs from base 1 to 1239 and encodes 412 amino acids. NCBI's taxonomy places the organism in Eukaryota, Fungi, Ascomycota, Dipodascomycetes, Dipodascales, Trichomonascaceae. The record is from RefSeq and is a predicted model, not a curated record.
AUGGCGAAUUUACAAAAUAGUAGCAGCUUGGAAUCUUCCAUGUCUGGAUCCUUUAUUGUCUCAUCGACUGCCUCCGUAGCAACCGAAACUUAUCAAAGAGCAGCCAAAUUAUUUCUCACUAAGAGCUUUGUUGAUUCACUUAAUACAUUAGAGCCUUUACUUGCUGAUGCCAAAGAAUUGAGAAGAACUGGUCAAUUAUCCGAAAAAACUUGGAUCAAAAGCUGGAAGUUAUACUUUGUCUUACUAGAUGCUGCUGCUAGACAACAGGAAGAGGCUUCGACUAGAUCACCGUCGUCUUCUUCAUCAUCCUCAUCAUCUUCGAUAUCAGGCACAAACUCUGUUUCAAGUUCAUGGCCAAAAAAAGUUCGUUUAGAAUUAGUAAAGAAAAUUACUGAUGGAUCAUUAUGGAAGCAGGUUGAAAAUGAAUUUGGUGGUUCCUUGUCUUCAGCCCCCCCUGAUAUUGUUUUUGGAUUAACGUCUCUAACCAUACGGCAUGGAACCACUAAUAACUCAAUUUUAAGCAUGGUAUCAGAGUCAUUAGAAUUAUACCUUUCAUCUAUGUCGGAUUUGGUUCAAUCAUUUGACGAUACAUAUCGUCACGAAUAUCUGAAGGUGCUGGAUCUAUACAUUUUAAAGGUACUUCCCCUCCGUAAUGAGUACGAUCUAGCCAGGGAAAUGAUAGAGUCUAGCCAGUUUUAUGAUUCCCACGUCAAAGAGGAAAAGAGAAGGCAGCUUAUCAAGUCAGAAGAGAAUUUGGUAAAGAAGAAGCAGAAAAAGGAAGAGGAGGAUUCCAAGAGAAAACAAAUGGAGGCCCUUCGAGAAGAAGCUAAGAGGAAGCAUGAACGACUAGUACAACAACAACGCCAGCAACAGAAACAAUUACAACAGCAACAGCAGCAGCAGCAGCAACUGGAACAGAAAACCUCUCUAGAGCAUCAACAGUCAUCAGUGAAUUCUCUUUCGUCGUCUGGGUUGGGUCCUCGGAGAACAGCAUCUCCGACUCCACCACGGUCAUCGAAUCCUGUGAGAAGUUUUGAUUCGCUUAUUUUCUAUUGGAGGCGACGAGCCACUGCCAUUGUUCAGUCUGCCAUGGUUUGGAAGAUAAUUGCAUUCUUUAUUAUAAUUGUUCUCUCAGUAUCUAAUCCAUUAGCACGGGAACGGGCGAGAAGGAUAGUUAAUAAUGUUUGGAGAAAACUUAGUGAGACUGCACGCAUGGGUUUUAAGGUCAGCUUCGUGUGA